AUGCCCUGACUAUGGAUCACAAAAGAUUAUUUCAGAUAUAUUUGGAAAAAAAAUGGAGGGGGACACUGCAAAAGCUGUGUUCUUUCUUUAUCUCUCUAGAGUCUAGAGUGAAGGUGCAUGAAUAGUUGUCGGCAGAGGGGACAGCCUCCAGGCAGUAUAAAUACUAAACUUUCUCUCUCUACAAGGGCUUCUGUUGCGUUCUGAUGCCUCUCCCUCGAUCAGAGUGGAUCAAAGCUUUCAGACACAUCCCCAUGGUUCCUGCGUGCUCAAAACAAGUGUUUCCCUCUCCUUAACAGUUUGUCCUUCAUGCCUUACACCUGUAAGAACCAAUAACCUCUCUCUCUAGACUCUGUCUCCCUCUCUCUAAGUGCAUUCUCUUUAUUAUGCUUCAAACUUGUUGGGACUAGACCACUCAUUUCUUUACUGUUCCUGUCUCUCUGAAUGCAUUCUCUUUAUCAAGCUUCAAACUUGGUGGGACUGAACCACUCAUCUCUCUACUGUUUAUCUAUCUCUCUAUGAGUGAGGUUCUCUUUCUUUUUUCCCUUUAGUGGGUUUUUCAAAAGGUUUAGGAGUUUGAAAAUGCACUCCAAUGAAUGUGUCUAAUAUCUGGUUCAGGUGAUGGGCCUAUUUUUUGGCAUUGACUCAUGAUGAGUGUUUUUGAAGCUUUUUGUUGGACCCCAAUUUUUUGAGAAAUCUUUGAUGGGCUGUUUCCAAGCUCUAUGAAUAAAAUGCAAGUUUUGGGACUUCUUUUAACCCACAGUCUCUCUCUCUCUCUCUCUCUCUCUCUCUCUCUCCCCUAUAUUUUUUAAGUGCCUACUGUUUGUGCUGAAAAUGUGGGAUAACAUUUCCUUGAGGUACAGUCCUUAGAAGAAGAGCAUACAAAAAGAUUUCAGAUUUAUCUCUGCUUUCUCCGAGUUUAUUAGUUGUGAAAAUCAAAUUGUACUUUGGAUCUCUGUCCUCUGAGCUUCAUGAACUCUGUUUAAGUAGCCUGGGUUUUUGAAUACCACAUUGAAGUUUGGUAUCUCUUGGAUUUGAUCUUUAUGAACUGUUUCUAUUAGAUUGGGUUUUGAAGAUCAAAUUAGACAUUGAUAACUUGUUGAAAAAAAUCCAGUUUUGAAGAUUUCUUGAAGUUGUUACAAGAAGAGAGAGAUAGGAAAGAAGAAACAGUAAAAAUUUGGGCUCUGUGUUCUUAUUUCUAUUUACUUUAUUUUGCUUGAUACGGAAUAUUUCAGUGCUUCAUUGUGCACUUAACCCAAGAAGCGAUCAGUGCGAACUUGGGCAUUUUCUCUAUCUACUUUAUUUAGUCUGAAGAUUGAGAAACUUGACCCCUAAAGGAAUGCAUUUUGACACCUUUCCUGCACACCCAUCUCUCCUUUUAAGCUAAAGAAAAUGGGGUGUGCUUGAACUUGGAAAUCUACUCACUCUAUUGUGUUUAGUCUGUGCAUGGAGAAAUUUGAGCUCUAGAGGAAAGCACUCUCCACCCUGCCUACUAUUCUCUCUCCCCUUGACUAAGGAAAAUGGGUUGUGCUUCUUCAAGAGUCGACAAGGAAGAGAAUGUGCAGAGGUGUAAGGAGAGGAGAAGGUUAAUUAAGCAAGCAGUGGCCUGUAGAAAUGAGUUCUCCAACUCUCUCAUGGCCUACUUACAAGCUCUGAGAAACACAGGGGUAACACUACGACAAUUUGCUGAAGCUGAAUCCAUGGAGUUAAAUUCUCUCACUCCUUCUUUUAUGCCACCUCCCCCUCCACCUUUACCCCCUUCACCUCCACCCGCACUUCCAUUGAGUCCCCUUCAAAGAUCAUCUAGCCCUGGAACCAUUUCUUCUGACUUCACUGCAAAAACCAUAGUCACCAUUGGAGAAAACAAUAGCAAGAACACCGAUGUUAACAACACUGAUAGUAAUAAGGUUUGUCAAGAGAGUAUGGACAUUGAUCAUGGUGUUGAUACCCCUCCUCCUCCUCCAGCUCAAGGUUCAGCUUGGGAUUUUUGGGACCCAUUUGGGUCUUCUUUGAAUCCUAAUCCAAAGAAAGUGCCAUGCUUAGAAGAUCAGAAAAAGGAAGGCAAUUUGACUGAGGACGAAGUUUGGGCAGAGACUAAUACAGAGUUUGAGGAGGAUGUAUUCAUGGAGAGCGAGGUUGAUUUGAUUUUGAAUCCGAUUCAUGAGAAAUCGGUGGCGAAAGAGAUGGAAGAUAACUCUUCGAUGGUUAGCUUUUCAAAGCCUCUUCCUGAGAAAUCACCAGCUAGAGAGAUGGAUGAUAGCUCUUCAAUGGUUAGUUGGUACACAAAGGACACAGAUUUGGCCAUGGUGGUUUGGAGGACAAAGAGGAGCUUGAUGGGGAUUGUUAAGGAACUGGAUGACUACUUCCUUAAGGCUUCAGCAGGGGGCAAAGAGGCUGCUGUGCUUUUGGAGAUUAGUAGAAGCCUUAGCCUGCAUCAUGGCUAUGAAAGAAACAAGAAGAGUAGCUUCAAGUCUGCAAAGGUUUUCAGCGCAUUGUCUUGGAGUUGGUCCUCUAAGAAUAGAGAUACAGUUGAAAAUUUCAGUUUUGAUGGUUCCUUCAGGCAUGACAGCCAUUGCACAACCUUAGAUAAGCUCUAUGUUGAGGAACAAAGGCUCUACAAAGAAAUUAAGGGAGAAGAGAUUGCAAAAUAUCAGCUCAAGAAGAAGAGUGGGUUGUUGCAGAGACAGGAAGCUCGAAACAAAGAUGGGGUAAAAAUAGAGAAGGCCAGAUUGAAUGUUGAGGGAUUGCAGUCACAGAUACAGUCUUCUCACCUCUCCAUUGAUUCUCUUCUCUCAUCUAUCUCAAGACUAAGGGAGGAAGAAUUGCAUCCACAGUUGGUUGAACUAGCUGCUGGGUUGAUGCAUAUGUGGAGAACAAUGUAUGAGUGCCACCAAGUUCAAAACCAUAUAGCCCAACAACUCAACCACCUGGACCACCCAAGCUCUGAACCUACAACCGAGCACCAUCGCCAAGCUGCUCUGCAACUCGAGGCCGAGCUCUCCUCGUGGUACACAAGCUUCUGUCGCCUUCUCGAGUCCCAUCGAAACUAUAUUCGUUCUAUCUCCUCAUACAUUAGGCUUCGCCUCCCUAGAGAGAGAAACCCACCCAUUAACUCAGGACCCGACUUUCUCUCAUUAUGCAAAGAAUGGCAGCUAGCUCUUGAUCGCCUCCCUUACAGACCCGCCUCUGAAGCCAUCAAAAGCCUUGUAACAGUGAUUCGAUCUAUCAUCUCUCAACAAAAGGAAGAGAGGUACCAGCACAAGAGGUCUGAGAAGCUAGCGAAAUGUCUAGAGAGAGAAACAAGAGCACUAUCGGUCAUGGAGGAGAAGUUCACUGCUAGAGAGAGAAAUGAGCACUUGCGGGGCUUAGAGAGAGAGACAAAGACACUUUUGGCUACAGAGGUGGCUACAGAGGAAUCAGCGGCUGCAGCAGCAGAGUUGCUCCCAUGGGGCUUAGACGGAGAAACAAAGGCCUUAUCAAUUACAGAGGAGCUCAGCUCUAGGGAGAGAAAUGAGCUCUCAGGGGUCUUGGAGGGAGAAACAAAGACAGUAUCAGCUACAGAGGAGUUCGAUGCUAGAGAGAGAAAAAAGCCUUCUGGGGGCUUAGAGAGAGGAGCUCUUGAGGCGGCUAGAGAGCGAAAGGAGAAACCGCUCUUGGUAAAGCGAGCAAAGGUUGAAACUCUGAAGAAGAGGGCAGAGGAAGAGAAAGGGAAGCACGAGAAUUCAGUGAGAGUGAGCAGGGCCAUGACUUUGAACAAUUUGCAAACUGCAUUGCCUAAUGUGUUUCAGGCCAUGAUGGGGUUUACAAGCAUUUGCACUCAGGCUUUUGAAGCCAUUAAUGGGCAUGCAAAAGCAGGUUAUCAAGGUGCUGAUAUAUGUGAAAUGUAUCUCUAGAGAGAGCAGCUUUUCUUCAGUCUUUUGGGUAGUUAGGGAGAGAAGCUUGGGUAGUUUGAGAGAGGAGUGUCUCUUCCUUCUUCUGUGAAGUUGGAGAGAUAAACUUGGGUGGUUAGAGGAAGAAGCUUGGAUGGAUUGAGAGAGAAGCUUUUCUUCUUCUUUUGGGUAGUUAGUGAAAGAAGCUUCCUCUUGUUGGUAUCUGGUUUAAAAGGAUUUCAGUUAUAAUGGGUAUUGAUGAAAAUGGAGAGCCUCGUUUGGUACUGAAUGCCUCCAUUAAAAUUGUUCUUGACACGAUUUGUUUUCCAGCUGCACAUCUCUCUAUCAGAGUAAUGAAUGUUGACACGAUUUGUUUUC
Messenger RNA from Amborella trichopoda, 4244 nucleotides. RefSeq names its product benzoyl-CoA reductase subunit C, putative (DUF630 and DUF632). Lineage: Eukaryota; Viridiplantae; Streptophyta; Magnoliopsida; Amborellales; Amborellaceae. The record is from RefSeq and is a predicted model, not a curated record.